UAUGCCAGUAUAAUUACUCCUGAAAAUGGAAAACGAGCAUAUUAACCCCAGGUGUGCCAGUAUAAUUACUCCUGAGAAUGGAUAACGAUAUUAACCCCAGGCAAGCCAGUAUAAUUGCUACAGGUAAUGGAUAACCAGCAUAUUAACCUGAGAUGUGCCAGUACAAUUACUACAGGAAAUGGAUACCUUUUGGGUGUUAGGGGCCCCCCGGCCAUGCUAUACUCACUAUUGGGCCAGACCCUCUCUGCUGUCACUCAGCUGCAGAAUUGAGUAGAGAGGGCAGAGCUGUAGUGCCUGCUAGAGUCCUGCAUCAGGUUGGGUACCCGUUGGAUAUACGUAAAAUGGUCGGGACUCAAGCGGAAUCUACUUGAUGUCCCCACUGUGCCGGUAACCUGUGGGUACCCAACCUGUUGCAGUGAGUGGCUAUUUAGGGGUAACAAAUUAAAUUCUACUUUUUGCAAUAGGGAGCAACUUUGGGCAUCUUUGAAGGCACAGAUUUUCCCUAAAGGUCUGUGCCAUUGCUGAAGAAGCCUGUCCAGUUUUCAGCCCAGUUUUCAGAGGGGCUGUCUGGGUAUAAGCUGCCUCCAAACUGGGAAAUUCAGACAAACUUUGAAUUGAAUGGGGCCAGCCAAUCGCUGAUUGCAAUGUCAUGAUCCUGCCCCCUGAUGUCAUAGACUGAACCCCAAAAUGUCACCGCCACUGACAACAUCUGCCUGCUCCCAACGUCAUUGGCUGGACUUCCAAGUCGGAAAAUGUGGCAACUCUAUAUAAGGUCUAUGUGUCUAGAUGAAUUAUUUGUUAAGCUUUAAUGCCCAAUAAUUAUUAAAUGGAUGUAUUCCUACGCUUUGGUUUAUAAACACCAAGGAAGGGGCGUGUGGGAGGGACAUUCCUGGAAGGACCCAGUGUGGAGGCAGAAAUAAAGCCAACAAGUCUCCCAUAUUGUAGCCAAUGGGCUGUACCCAGAGCAGAGGUACUGUAAGUGGGACCUCUUUGAAUGGCCCAAACAACAUGUAAAGCAUUUUCCAAUUAGAGCAGGCACCAUGAAUUCAUUUAUUUUUUUUACUUUCCCUUCAACCAGCCAAGGAUGGAUGGAGUCAGCAGUAGCAGCUGGCAAGCCACAGGCUGGGUGUCCCUAAAUAGCCCAUUAGAAAGCAGAGAAAAGCAUUAGAACAGCAUCUCUGCCCAUUUAAUUGGGGCUUUUAACGGGGCUUCUGGUGUUAAAUGUAUGUCCCCCAUUAGCCUGUGUUUAUGCCAAACACCUUGAAACUCUAUAUGGGCCCCCAUACAAGGUUAAUGCCAACCUUCCAUCAUCCUUUCAUUCAAGUCAAUUACAAGAGAAGGGGUGAGAGGGAAAUCAGUGGGAAGGGGGUAUCCCCUUGUGCCUAGGCCGGCGGAAUAAUAAUACAGCCAAUGUACAAAGCUUAAUUAAAGUGCAUUACAAGCCGCUUUUCAAUUCACCUGCAUCCGAGAUGCACUGGGCUUCCUUUGUGACCUGCUGAAGCAUAGGAAUUCAGGCGCUGGGCGAUUUCUCCGGCAGGGCCGUGAUAAAGGCCUCGUCUUUCCUCAUGACAAAGCCCUGGCUUGUGUUUCUGACUCAUUGGUUCCAGUUCAAGGGGGCUGCUUUUAUUAUACUUUUUUUUUUCUCCCAGAUUCUCAUCACAGCCGGGCGAUUGUUACAUUCCUCCUUCUCGGAUUACCUGGCUCAGGUGGAGCCUUGGCUGGGAAGUUGACUCUAGAGGUCCUCGUGUUCUGAGUGUUGAUGGACGCGCCCUUCAGCCUGUGCUGCCCCAACGCCAUGCUCAUUGUGCGCAUUGUGAGGACUGGCAGUGCCUGGGACUGCAGCAGCGCAGCAUGGAGGGCAGCGGAGAUCCAACGCCCUCCGUAGACAGAAGACCCCCAGAAAGAUCUAAAGCUCCAUCUAAGAUCUUCUGGGGCCUGCUGGCUGUAGCUUUGCUGUUUUCCAUAGUGGGAAUAAGUGUGGUCGGCUUUCUGGGCUGGAAAGACAAUCAAACAAAGCCUCAUUUACAGGUUGUCCGCCUCACCUUCAAGAACCCCCAAGGUUCCCCCAUGAACCAGUCUGCAGUUACAGACAGAACGAGGAACACCGUGACCUACUGGGUGACCUCCAGGAAUCAGACCUCCGUAGUGCUGUUCGACAGUAAGCACAGCUUGGUUUGCUACAGGGCGGCCGGUGAGAGAUCUUGCUUCCUGCGCAAGAUGGAAGUACAUGACUUUGAAAACAUCCAGUCCAUUCUCAACAUGUCUGAACCCAAGCAGGACGAGGUGAUCCUUCAACAGAAUAACAGGACGCGGUUCUACCGGGAGUUCUUGGGGAUUUUGGGAAGUCGGAAGGUCAGUUACGAGCUUGUAGGGGAAGCAGUGCAAAUGCUGUGCGACCAGCUGCCCAUUUACUGGGUGAAGAAGAGUGAAGGCCCAGCCCGGCAACGUCUGAUUUACCUCUGCAUUGAUAUCUGUUUCCCCAACAACAUCUGCGUCUCUGUUUGUUUCUACUAUCUGCCCGACUAAAGCCACGCGGUGUCGCCGCCCUGCGCCUCGCGCCCAGCAGUAACCUUCCCGCAGAAGUUUGCACAUGAUUUGUAAUGUUCACCGUAGGAUUUGUCUUGUAUGUAUUCUGUAAGCUUGUGUAUCAGGCACACUGCGCAGUCCAUCCAGCCAAGCCCACCCAUUGUAGCAUCAGCAACGCAGAGUAGUAGAGACAGGGAGGUGCCAGCCAGGGAGGGGCAAUUGCAUUUUUGUGCUCCAUAUUUAAAAAGAAAACAUACAACCCCUACUAUCCCCUCGCUUGCUGAACUAGUGCAAGGAUGAUGGGAGCUGCAGUUUUACAUUAGCUGGAGCGUUGGUGGGUGCCUCUCUCAUCAUCUAACUACAUGGUAUAACUGAUCCGCCACUGGCAUUCUGAGACAACAUAUGGCCCAGAGAAAUGACCAGGUUGGGGGGAAAAGACUGGGCCAUUCAGGGUUGGACUGACCUAUCAGGAUACCAGAGAAUCUCCAGGUGGGCCCCACUGUAUGGCCAAUCCCAUCAGUUCUCUUAUUGCUAUUAGAGCUGUAAAAAUACAGGUAGAACUUAAAGGGGCUGUUUACCUUUAUAUUAACUUUUAUAGAAUGGCUAACGU
Xenopus tropicalis (tropical clawed frog) is the source of this 3136-nucleotide messenger RNA. It is a transcript of the gene bricd5, whose product is annotated as BRICHOS domain containing 5. The transcript has 6 exons. The record is from RefSeq and is a predicted model, not a curated record. Bases 1852 to 2526 code for a protein of 224 amino acids. Lineage: Eukaryota; Metazoa; Chordata; Amphibia; Anura; Pipidae.